Punica granatum (pomegranate) is the source of this 870-nucleotide messenger RNA. NCBI's taxonomy places the organism in Eukaryota, Viridiplantae, Streptophyta, Magnoliopsida, Myrtales, Lythraceae. The record is from RefSeq and is a predicted model, not a curated record.
AAGAAAGAAGGGCGGGGUUGCCUUGCCAUGGGUAUGCUUGUGAGAGCUGCAGCAAUCAUAAUCGGAUUACUCUGGUGUAUCUUUAACGGUGCUAGAUGUGCCCCUGCAAGAAGGCUGGAUGAAACACUCCUGUCCUGCAUCUGCAAUGGACAACAAUUUUCAGAUGAGCAGUGGGGUAAGAAUCGGGCCUAUGUCCUCAAGCAAUUAGUGAAAGUUACCCCAGAAGUCGGCUUCAAUUAUUAUGUGCGGUCUCAAGCAUCCGACCAUAUUGUUUACGGGCAUGCAGCAUGCAAUGGAGAACGUUCAAAGCAAUAUUGCCAGGCUUGCCUAGACUUCUCUGUUGACCAGAUACGUAAUCAGUGUUCUCAAAAAUCCAUAGGAGCUCAAGUUCAUCUCCGGGAUUGUAGAUUAAGGAAAACUUGUGCAAGAAAAGAAUUGAAGGCAAUUUGAUGCAUGUUCGGAAUGAAUUGGAGACCAUUGAAGUAUCAAGAUGGAACUUGCAAGGAUACAAGGACUUCUGGUUAGUGGUGCACCACGUGCACAACCGAUUCGAGGGGGAGUUUAGAAUCAAUUCUCGAUUUAUUUGCAAAUCUUAGGAUUCCCUUUCAGUUACAAUGGGAGUUUUUUAGAAAAUCUUUUAAGAUAUGUCCAUUAUUUGUUUCCUAUUUUUGAGGGAGAUAUAAAAACCUAUGGAUCAUCUAGGUUUAGGGUCUUCUAGAAGUUUAGUUUUUCUGUGGAGAGAAACUUGGAGAGGAGGCUGGAGGCUGCGGAGUGUUCCUCCAACGAUCAUCAGUUUUCAUGGAUUCUUGUAUAGCCAUGCGUGGCUAAUUCGUUUCGUUUGACAUGAGAACGGAAACCUCACGGUUUGGU